Messenger RNA from Peronospora farinosa, 1569 nucleotides. NCBI's taxonomy places the organism in Eukaryota, Oomycota, Peronosporomycetes, Peronosporales, Peronosporaceae. The record is from the annotation of a GenBank genome assembly.
AUGAAAGAUUUAAAUCCAAGUUGGAAGGAAACAGGUCGACUGAAGGUACCACUUCCAUUGGAGACGGAAGUGUUACAAACUGGUGGUAUUCCAGGAGGUACAACAAGUGCUGGUACUAAAAGUAGAAAAGACAAAACUGGUUCUUUGAUACUUAAAACAACGGGAGCAGCUGCUGCGACAGAAGCUGCAGCAAUGGGCUAUCGACAAUAUCAUCCGUGUGCACCGGAACUCUAUGUACAGAUUUUUCAUCGCUCGGAAGAGACGAAACGUGCGACUCGAACGUCACAGUUGUCGGGAGCUUCUCAUGUAGCUGCACUAGGUCCAGAUGAUAAACUUAUUGGGGCUGUGGUGGUACCGUUGCUACCGUGUUUAAUGACAAGUGCGUCAAGUUCUCGUGGAUGGUAUCAAUUAACGGAUGAAGAGUCGCAAAAAGCGGGACAAUUGCAGCUUUCAAUAACCUUUGAUGUUUCGGCUGCUACUCACAACUUGGAGCCACGGAAAGGAGAUAUUAUACGACUUACAGGUUUUGGAGGACUAGAGUAUUACUCGAAAAUAUUGCCCCCUGGUGUGAGACUUGAAGUACUGGACAUGUUUCAGGAUCAAGUGUUUGCACAGACGCGUAGCCAAGAAGGAUGGUUGCUGAGUUUUGAGCUGCAUCGUAAUCUGGUGCAUGUUGAACGCCGUCCGUCUAUCCUACAUGAUGCUUCCGAGCAACUGCACAAUCAAGUGGCACGAGUGUACCAAUUUCGUGCAGUCAUGGGUGCGAAGCGUGUUUGGCGAGCUCUGCCAGAUACACCACGAGCUCAACUCGAAAGCUCGGCUGCAUUUGUGGCCUUCUUUGGCACCCAGGCGUACUCCACGAUGAUGCACAGUGUGCACGAUCUCCUGCGUUCUGGUGUGUAUUCUGGCGUACAUACGUUCAUGUCGAGUUCAAGGGACGCGUAUGGUCAGGUAAAAGACGAGUUUGUACGUGUUUACUGGAGCGCGCCAAGGCGUGUUACCUCUGGGAACUUUAACGGCGGCUACGAUGAUGACCUGAUCGACUGUGGACCACGCACCAAUCGUGGGCAUAUUGUGCGUGCCUUCACGGCUGCAGACCGCUUGGCCAUUGAUUUUGAAGACCACGAGGAGGAGGUGAUGACGCACUGGAAAACAUACGAGGACAGCGAUGACUUUAAGCAGCAAGAAGGUGAAGCAGGUGAAGAAGGCGACGAAGACGAGCCUGUACCCGAGCAACUUAUCGGCCCUAUCACUGGGUGCCCAAUGUUGGACCCUGUUGUAGCUGCAGAUGGACACAGUUACGAAAGGGAGGCUAUUCUACAGUGGUUCGCAACGAGUGACAUCUCUCCUAUGACGGGCAUGCAUAUGCCUACAAAGCAGAUAUUUUCGAACUUUACGUUGCGCCAACUUUCCGAGGAGGUUCAGGCCGCAGCUACACGUCGUCAACAGGCCAAGCGACGCCGUCACCAUCGCCACAGCGCUACACUUGCUCAAGUCGAUGAGCAAGCUUUGAUUGAAGAAGAUGAACUUGAAGAUAAAGCGGCAUCCAGUGAAGGAAGUCAAGAUUGA